Molecule: messenger RNA, 1280 nt
Organism: Myzus persicae (green peach aphid)
Lineage: Eukaryota; Metazoa; Arthropoda; Insecta; Hemiptera; Aphididae
Product: UPF0047 protein YjbQ
Exons: 6
Coding region: 189-713 (174 amino acids)
Source: RefSeq, a predicted model, not a curated record
UGGAAAUUUUUACUUUUUAGAUUAGUUAAGUACGAAAUCAAACAUAUUAUUCGUGUUUUUGUUAAUCUAAAAUAUAUUUAUUUAUUUUAUCUACACCCAUUGGACUUUAAAGUUAUACGCACACUACGAAAUGUAUACUAAGCGAUGACCGUUGCCAUAAUUUUUAUUGUGAAUGCAAAUAUUUUGGAAUGGCAUCGUCGAGUCGAGGAAUUCAAAUUGGUUCAGCGUGGUUUCAACGCAAAAUUAAUCUAAGACCACAACACAGUGGCGUACAUUUAGUAACUGAAGAAAUUCUUAAACAAAUACCAGAAAUAUCUCAAUUCUCUGUUGGUUUAUGUCACAUACAAAUUUUGCAUACCUCAGCUAGCCUUGCCAUUAAUGAAAGUUGGGAUCCAAAUGUUCGAGAUGAUAUGGAGAUGAUGUUGAAUAAAAUUGUACCAGAAGGUUUACCUUAUCGACAUUCAUGUGAAGGACCUGACGACAUGCCAGCCCAUGUAAAGGCAUGUUUUCUUGGUUCAUCAAUAACAGUACCAAUUACUGAAGGAAAAUUAAAUCUUGGUACAUGGCAAGGUAUUUGGCUGUGUGAGCAUCGAAAUCAAGCUGGUAGUCGAAAGCUAGUGAUAACAUUAAAUGGAUCACCUAAUUCAUCUGCAAGUGAUUGUAACCGGUCACCAAUGUCUCCGUCCUCGCCUAUGGCUUCAUUAAGCAGUUAGGCACAUCAAAUAUAUUCACAGAAGGAUGUUAUUUAUAGACAUCACAUUCAACAUUAAAUUAGAUACAACUGUUUGCCGCUGCCUCUAGUCAAAUAUAAUAUAAGCACUUUUAUAACAAAUGUUAUUGUACCCCAUCAUAAUUAGUUUAUUCAAUAUUUCGUCAAGUGCAUUAUGAAAAGUAACAACACAUUCCAGAAAAAAAAACAUGAAAAUAUAUAAUAUAAAUACUAUUAUUUAUAAUAUAUUAUACAAUAAAACUUUAACAAAUAGUGAAAAGACAUAAAUGUUACCUUUUAAAAUAUUUAAUAAUAACUACCAUUUAUAAAAUAAGUCACGCUUACAAAUGUUAAUAUAGGACGAAAAGUUAACACAAAAUAUUAAUUCAAUAAUUUCUUAAAUUUUUAUUUAAGUAAUAUAAUUAAAAAACUUUUGUUACUUAGUCGUGAUUUAAUUUAAUUUUGUAUUCAUUUAUCCAAUUUAUUUUUCCAAUUAUAGACGUAAUGAUGUUACCAUUGAGUAUAUAUUACACAAUAUACAAUAUAAUAUAUUCAAUGAUGUUACUUAAUA